AUGAUGAAGGGGUUCACCAAUAGCGCCGGAUGCCUUGCGUUAUUAGCAACGCUGGUCAGCGGGACCAUCGCUCUGCCAGUUCAAGAUGCGCCGCUGAGAGUUGAGUGGCGAUCCCUGUCAAGCGCCGCAAAAGCAGACUACAUCAGCGCAGUAAAGUGCUUAGAUGGCUUACCGUCAAAGAUCGGUCUCGAGACGUCGCGUUACAACGACUUUCCCUAUGUCCAUGCGCAGCUCAACAACGAAACCUUGAGAGAUGAGUGCAAGUACAAAGGCCCAAUGACCUACUGGGACUGGACCCUCGACUCAGAGGACAUGUCCAAGAGUCCCGUCUUCUCCAACGACACCAACACCGGAUUCGGAGGAAACGGCCUGAACGGCGGAUGGGUCCCACCGACGCGACCAAACCUGUUGACCAUGUGCGUAAUCGACGGGGCUUUCGUCAACUUUACCGUGUCUUACUACACCACGACAGCGCUCUCUCAUUGUCUGAACCGUGGUUUCAACGAUGGCAUUGGGGUCAAUGCCGGCCUUUACGAAGGCGGCUUGUACUCCCCCGAAAAGAUAUCAGGGAUCAUUGAAACCUCUGGUAGCUUUUCUACGUUCGCGACCGCUCUGGAAAACGGGCCCCACGGUGCGAUUCACUCAGCUGUAGGAGGAGACUUGUUCCCUUCGACAUCUCCAAACGAUCCCUUAUUCUUCCUUCACCAUGUGCAAAUCGAUAGACUUUGGUGGCUCUGGCAACAGGCUGAUCCCGCAAGCCGGACGUUGGACUUUUCGGGUCGGAGGAAUCUGCCCUCAGGGGAAGUCGAUACCCGGCCAGCGUCUCUCAACGACACGCUUCCAACGCGUGGCUUGGCGGUCGAUAUUCCUAUUCAACAAGUUAUGUCAACAACGACAGAUUUACUGUAUUAUAAGUAUUAG
Colletotrichum fioriniae is the source of this 921-nucleotide messenger RNA. The record is from RefSeq and is a predicted model, not a curated record. NCBI's taxonomy places the organism in Eukaryota, Fungi, Ascomycota, Sordariomycetes, Glomerellales, Glomerellaceae.